This is a messenger RNA of Poeciliopsis prolifica (blackstripe livebearer), 1329 nucleotides long. RefSeq lists its product as uncharacterized. NCBI's taxonomy places the organism in Eukaryota, Metazoa, Chordata, Actinopteri, Cyprinodontiformes, Poeciliidae. The transcript is spliced from 5 exons. The record is from RefSeq and is a predicted model, not a curated record. The coding region runs from base 169 to 771 and encodes 200 amino acids.
GAAAGUUCCAGGGCCAAAACCAUGACUGAGCCCCUCUCCACACACCCCUUCCCACAAAACACAAGACCCUGUCUCAGGCUUCUAAAAGUGACAGGAGUUCAGUCCUCCAAGGAUUUUGUCAAAGAUUACUGAGAGCUGAUAAUCAACAAAGCUGAAUAAUAAAGACAGAUGGCAGCAGCUGUUGGACUUUUGCUGAUGUUACUGGGAGUUUCUCAAGGUUUGUCAGCUCACUGCGAUGCCAGAAAAGAUGGCGCUCAAUGCAGUGCGACUUUGGGAGAAACUGUGUUUGUACGGCUGAUUGACGACGCUUCAGGAAUUAGAUUUGAGUUGAGAAAGGAACAUGUAACAUUACUAAGAUGGAGGAUAAACGAAACAGCUACAAAUGAAAUAAAAGACAGAUCUGAUUUCAUACCCAUUAAUGGAACAUUCAGGAUUAGUGACCUGCAACACAGUGACAGUGGUGAUUAUAACCUUACAGUCUUUAGUUCAGAUGGGAAGCGGGCAGAAAAUCGGACUCUUCAUUUGUCUGUUCAAGGCAGUUCUUCAUUGAGCAUUGGACUUAUCACUUCAAGUAUUUUCGGCAUUUUUCUUCUUUUCAUCAGUUUAAUUGUCGUCUAUGCACGGAGGAAAAAACAAAAACGCAGAGAAACGGAAGAUCCCAGCGAUUUAACCUACGCUGUUGUUACAACAGUGCAGAAGCCAUCGAGGAGCUCAAUUAAGCAAAAAGUGGAAGAGGAAGUGGAAUAUGGCCAGAUCAAGUCUGCAGGCUGAUUUCAGCUCUUUAAAACAGACAUCCUGAACUGAAUAUCAGUUCAAAUAAUGUACAAUGUUCUGAGGACAGACAGAUGAAAAAGCUGGAAUCCCCUUUUAUUGCGAUUUUACAUUAGAAAACUUUACAACCCAUUAAAGCUCAUAAUGCAGGAUGUCUGAUGUUGCCACAAAUGUUUUGAUCACUGUGAAGUUUAAUUUGUUGAUGCUCUGCAUUGAUAUUCCCUAAAAUACUAGGAAGUAGUUUUGCUAAUUGGGAAAAUUGUGCAUGUUUAGUUUUAGUUAUUUUGCACAAAAUGAUCAAAAACUAUUUUUAGACAGUCAAGAUGAGGACACCAUAGAGUAUACAUUGUAAACCAUUUUAUACUGUGUUACUGAGAUAUGUAUUGUAAACUGUUGUCUUUUAUUGUUCAAUAUGCAUUCACUUUUUGAACUUUUUAAAGAGGAAAGUUCCUACUCAGUUGCACAUUCCUUGGAUCAUAAGUUCAACAUGUUUCUAUUUCCAAUAACUUCACAGUUUUUUUUUUAUUAUUAUUAUUUUAAAAUCUUGAACAGCGUGAU